Messenger RNA from Drosophila obscura, 653 nucleotides. RefSeq lists its product as uncharacterized. NCBI's taxonomy places the organism in Eukaryota, Metazoa, Arthropoda, Insecta, Diptera, Drosophilidae. Bases 92 to 496 code for a protein of 134 amino acids. The transcript is spliced from 2 exons. The record is from RefSeq and is a predicted model, not a curated record.
UCAUUGUCACAUUGUUGCUAGCAUCAUAAUAAAUUAUUCUCGUUAGUUUUAAUACAAAAAGUUACGAUUACACAGCAGCGCAGCCAUUAGAAUGGCCGAACCUGGUAGGAAGCCUCCAAAUUCUCGCGGGCCGUGCCCCAUUGAGUUCACCGAGUCCCAGAUCAGUUACGGACCCCCCAAAAUAAACAAGGUUCUGCCCACCCGGGCCAGCCGCAUGGAGCAGUUCCUGUGGCAAGAACUUUUUGACGAGUACAAUCGUCAGGCGUCGGCCACUGCGGACUUGGGUGUCAAUACCACCGAGUAUUUCGAUGUAUACUGCAAGGAUAUACCACCGGAGAAUGAAGAAAGAAAGGAGACUCUGGUCAGCAAGUAUCCGGUUUACUGUACGACGGCCAUAACUCUAUGGAACCAUGAUGGCGAUGCCACAAAGACAUUCAAGAAGAAGUAUUUGAUCACAAGGCCCAUUCAGGAGUGCACCGAAAAGUUUGCACCAUAGGCCGAUCUCAUAAUUAUAAUCAUGUCUUUUGUACACCACAUCAAACUGAUAUUCUUGGAUACUAUUACUCACUUUACAAACGAUAAUGAUGAAUUAUCCCGUUUUUCAAGAGCAGAACACUUUGUUUUGUCGUUAAAUUAAAUUGUUUUAAAUAAAC